This is a messenger RNA of Hymenoscyphus albidus, 1277 nucleotides long. NCBI's taxonomy places the organism in Eukaryota, Fungi, Ascomycota, Leotiomycetes, Helotiales, Helotiaceae. The record is from the annotation of a GenBank genome assembly.
CCGUGCUGUCAAACCAACUUUCCGACCAUCACCACUCGUUCAACCGCAACAAUGCCAUCCCUCUCCCUACCGUCGCUAUUGAUCGCAGGCGCAUUCCUGGCAACCUCCGCAUCUGCUGCCAUCGACCCCCAAUUAGUAGGAACAUGGUCAUCAAAGUCCGCGAAAGUGAUAACGGGUCCGGUACGUCUAUUCUUGGAACAGGAGGCAGGAGGAAGAGAAAACAACAACGAUAAAUUUUUGGGGAAAGCAGAAAUACUGAUAGGAGGAAUUAGGGCUUUUACAAUCCAGUCAACGAUAGUUUUAUCGAGCCAACUCACACUGGGAUUUCCUACUCGUUCACAGAAGAUGGAUUUUACGAGUCGGCAUACUACCGCGCUGUUUCAAACCGUAGGUUUCCCUCUCAGGAACUUACGAAACGCCAGGUUCCCAUGCUGAUGGAAACUCUAUAGCUGCCGAACCACAAUGUCCGAUGGGAAUGAUGCAGUGGCAACACGGGACCGUGGUCAUGAAUGCAGACCUCUCAUUGUCACUUACUCCUUUUACCAGCGACGGCAGACAACUGCAAUCCAAUCCCUGCACAUCCACCACCCAUGCAACGUUCACACGAUACAACCAGUCCGAAGUUAUGGCCGUAAGCUAUUCCUUCCCAAAACCCCAUUCUGAAGGAUGAGAGACUAACGAGGUACAGAAAUGGCAAGUCUACGAAGAUCCUUAUACAAAAAUGCAGCGACUCGACCUCUACAUGUUUGACGGCUCCCCAAUCCAACCCUUGUUCCUCGCCUACAAACCCCCCAUGAUGCUCCCAACCCAAAUUCUCAACCCCACCGCCGCCGCAACAGGAGCCUCCAAAGCCAAGCGAACCCUCGGCGCAGAGCUUCCCCUCCCCUUAAACCAGAACGCCAAACACGUCAAGAGAGGAUUGGAACAGCAUUCCCUCAUGCAACGGGUUGAUCUCAGCAUCGUCUGGUGGACCGGCUUGGGAAUGAUAGUUUUCGGUGGAACCGCGUAUAUGUUAUAGAAGCGGCUGACUGUUAUGGUAUGUGGGGGAGAGUAUGGGGGGAUUUUGUAUAUUUGGUCACGAAAUGGGACUGUUUCAAUCAAGGACAGGCGACUAUUUGUCAGGGGCGUUUACGAAUUGAUUCGAAAGACUGGAAGAACGGAGUUCGGUUUUUAAUGAAAGGGACUACUACCAUUUACCUGGCUAGUUCAGAGAAAAAAAUCCAAAACGAAAAAAGAGACAAGAGAAAGCAGAAGGGAAAAGAACACCCACAGAAAUG